GUUGACAGGAACAACAUCACUGCUCUGAGCACACAUUAUUUAUGGGGGAAGAAUUACCUCACUUAACGAAAACGCUUCUCUUUCAUAUGAGCUAGCGACUGACAGUUAUUUUACAAGAUCAGGUCUUCUACAGUGAGGUAUACAAGCCGCGAAAUUCACUAUGCUGCCCUGCUGGACUUGAACAGACUGAAGAUAACUUUAGAGGCUGCUGCAUCUGUCAGAGCUUGAACUCGCAGUAAGAGGAAGAGAUGGGGAACACAGCAACCAAGUUCCGUAAGGCUCUCAUAAACGGGGAUGAGAUGCUGGCCUGCCAACUGUAUGAGAGUAAUCCACAGUUCAAGGAAGCUCUGGAUCCCAACUCUACAUACGGAGAGUCCUACCAGCACAACACUCCACUACACUAUGCUGCCCGGCACGCAAUGACACGCCUACUCAGGUCUUUUCUCUUCAGCAAAGAUGGAAAUCCUAAUAAGCGUAAUGUGCACAAUGAAACAUCACUACACCUUCUUUGCAUGGGACCUCAGAUCCUGACCUCAGAGGGGGCUCUGCAGCCCCGCAUCUCACGACCAUAUGAGGACGAACAGCGUCGUGCGGAGUGUCUACAAAUCAUCCUUUCUUGGACUGGUGCAAAGCUUGACCGUGGAGAGUAUGAAAGUGCUGAUAUCAAUGCCACUGACAACAAGAAAAACACCUGCUUGCACUAUGCUGCCGCCUCAGGCAUGAAGACUUGUGUUGAGUUUCUGGUACACAGAGAAGCAGACCUAUUUGCGGAGAACGAAAACCGCGAGACUCCAUGUGACUGUGCAGAGAAGCAGCACCACAAGGAGUUGGCCCUGUGCCUGGAGUCGCAGAUGGUCUUCUCUCUUGCCCCUGAGGCAGAGGGUAUAGAGGCGGAGUAUGCAGCCCUCGACCGGAGAGAGCUGUAUGAGGGCCUGCGGCCUCAGGAUCUACGUAGGCUGAAGGAUAUGCUGAUAGUGGAGACAGCCGACAUGCUUCAGGCCCCGCUCUUCACCGCAGAGGCACUGCUACGUGCACAUGACUGGGAUAGAGAGAAGCUUUUAGAAGCCUGGAUGAAAAAUGCAGAAGAAUGCUGUCAACGCUCAGGGGUACAGAUGCCCAACCCACCUCCAAGUGGCUACAACGCCUGGGACACGUUGCCCUCCCCCCGGACUCCACGGACCACCCGCUCCUCCAUCACCUCUCCAGACCAAUUCAGCCUCAUCCCUGCUGAUGAUGAGUCUUCUCUGUGUGGUAUCUGCAUGUCUUCCAUCUCCGUCUUUGAGGAACCUGUUGAUAUGUCCUGCGGCCAUGAGUUCUGCAGAGCAUGCUGGGAAGGGUUUCUGAAUUUGAAGAUCCAAGAGGGUGAAGCCCACAACAUCUUCUGCCCAGCGUUCGACUGCUACCAGCUCGUGCCCGUGGAGGUCAUAGAGAGUGUGGUCUCGAGGGAGAUGGACAGGCGCUAUCUCCAGUUUGACAUCAAGGCUUUUGUGGAGAACAAUCCAGCAAUCCGGUGGUGUCCUGAGGCGGGAUGUGAAAGGGCUGUGCGACUGAACACCCAGGGUCCUGGAAGCUCAACCUCAGACCCUCUAAGUUUUCCCCUCCUUAGAGCCCCUGCUGUAGAUUGUGGCAAGGGUCACCUCUUCUGCUGGGAGUGUCAAGGCGAGGCCCAUGAGCCCUGUGAUUGUGAGACCUGGAAGUCAUGGCUACAGAAAGUUACUGAGAUGAGACCUGAAGAACUGGCUGGUGUGAGUGAAGCUUAUGAGGAUGCAGCCAACUGCCUGUGGUUGCUCACUAACUCCAAAUCCUGUGCCAAUUGCAAGUCCCCGAUACAGAAAAAUGAGGGCUGCAACCACAUGCAGUGCGCCAAGUGUAAGUAUGACUUCUGCUGGAUCUGCCUGGAGGAGUGGAAAAAGCAUAGCUCAUCAACUGGAGGCUACUAUCGCUGCACCCGAUAUGAAGUUAUCCAGCAGGUGGAGGAGCAGUCAAAGGAGAUGACUGAAGAGGCAGAGAAGAAACACAAGAGCUUUCAGGAACUUGACCGUUUCAUGCACUACUACACACGCUUCAAGAACCAUGAACACAGCUACCAGCUGGAGCAGCGCCUGUUAAAAACAGCCAAAGAGAAGAUGGAGCAACUCAGCCGAGCUCUGAGUGGAAGAGAAGGAGGCCCACCUGACACUACUUUCAUUGAAGAUGCGGUCCUAGAACUACUAAAGACUCGUCGCAUUCUGAAGUGCUCUUAUCCUUAUGGGUUCUUUCUGGAGCCCAAAAGCACAAAGAAAGAGAUCUACGAGCUUAUGCAGACGGACUUGGAGAUGGUGACCGAGGACCUUGCGCAGAAAGUGAACCGGCCUUACUUGCGGACUCCGCGCCACAAGAUCAUCCGCGCAGCGUGUUUAGUGCAGCAGAAAAGGCAGGAGUUCUUGGCCUCCGUAGCCAGAGGAGUGGCCCCCAAUGACUCUCCAGAGGCCCCCAGGCGCAGUUUUGCCGGCGGCACAUGGGACUGGGAGUAUUUAGGAUUUGCAUCACCUGAGGAAUAUGCUGAGUUCCAGUAUAGACGGAGACACCGGCAGCGGAGGCGAGGUGAUAUGUCCAGUCUCCGUAGCAACACACCAGACCAGGAUGACCAAAGCGACGGCACUUUAGAUGACACACAGGAUCUUGGAGGUGGACGUAGACAAGCUCCCCUGAUGGGUCUUGGCUCUUUGGAUGACGACGACCCUAACAUCCUCCUGGCCAUUCAGCUGUCCCUUCAGGAGUCUGGGAUGGCAGGGGGCGGGUCCAUCCACGAGGUCCAAGCCAAUGAAGCGUCACUGGGUGCGAUCGGCACCUCCCUGCCGUCUCGUCUUGAACAGAGCGCCCCGGGUGUGGACGCCCUCCCCAGAGCCUCGCUGAGCAGCUCCGAGCUGCUGGAGCUGGGGGAAAGUUUGGCUAGACUCGGCACCCACUACUCUGCUCCCAUGGGUGCCCCCACCUCUGCACAGCAUUCUGACAGUCACCACAGGACCUACAGGGCAUCCGUACCCAUACCGGUGAAUCCAGGUGGAAGCAACUCCUCCACAGGCCUCUUCUCCUCCUCCAGCGACACCAUAGACUCGAUGACGUGCGGCAGCCACAACCCGUCCUCAUCCUCCGCGUUGGCGGCGAACGCUAACCUGCUGGGCAACAUCAUGGCCUGGUUCCAUGACAUGAAUCCUCAAGGCAUCACCCUGGUCCCGCCGACUUCCUCCGACACCGACUCCAACCUGGCCGCACUCCACGCAGAUGAGGACGGAUGCCUGCAGGACGAGGACGACGCAUCCGGCGUGGUCGUCCUCCCUGAAAACAAGAAACCUCAGGAAGUGGCGGGAGACAUGGCGUUCUGCUCUCAGAGACUCGGCGACACGGAGGAGAAGGAGUGUGCGCCGGUCGCCGAGAGGCCGACCCAGUUGGACCUGGUGGGGCUGGACGCCGUGCCGCUGCCUUACAUGGCCACGCUCGACCCAAGCGGAGAACGCGCCGAUCGGGGAGCGUUGAAGGUAUGCCACGUCGACACUCCACGGUGUGACUCUAUGUCGGACCAGCUGCCCAGCACCAGCUCUUCUGAGUGGGAGGAACAAGUGCACUUGGUAUGAUCUGACGGGCACAAAGAGGACGGAGCGAUAUCAGAAGGCCAAAAAAACCACUAUAGAUAGCAAAAUCAGUCGCAGAGUAUGUGUAGUAUCUCAUCAGAACGAAUGUAACCAGCAUGAAGGACACAUCAGUUUGCACCUGGUUGAAAAGAAGAAGGUGGGAUUCCUUCAUUUACUGUAACGUCAGCUCUACAACAACCAACUGUAUGAGAAGAAAACAGGAACUGAAGAAAACAUUAACCAUUUUCGAGGAUAGGUUUCCUUAAAUAGAUUCUGUGCUGAUAGAAAAAUUACUAAGAUGCUUUUUUUUUUCCAGAAAUCCGAUACAGACACAUAGGCUUAGAGACUUUAGCAGAGUGCAGGUGUGUGUGUGUGUUGGUUUUUUUUUUUCCACUGGAGCAGAACCUACUGUAUGUGUUCAGAUCAGGUCAGCUGUACAUAAAGAUCAGAUGAAUAAUUAGUUUGAAGACUGACUCUGUAGGUUACAGGCUGAGACACAGAUGUCACUCCUGUCCACCUCUGCCUACUUUAUAGGUGCCAAACACUGACUAGCAAAAGCACAGUUUGCAGUCACCAAGUGGAUUCUUCAAAGCAAAUUGUGCCUGCUUAUUACAAUCUCAACAACUCAGCUGAACUGAAAUGUGAAAGUCUCGAGCCAUAUUUUUUAUUAUUUGAGAUUUCGGCUGGGUGAUAUUCUCAGAUGUCACUAAAAAAAAAAAAAAAAGAAAAAAAAAGCUGUAGUGUGCUGUAGUGUAAAUCUGUAGUUAAGACCAAAAUGGUUGUGUUCUUUAUGACGUGAAACAUUUCACAAGAAGUUUGAUUAAUUUAUUCCA
Sphaeramia orbicularis (orbiculate cardinalfish) is the source of this 4444-nucleotide messenger RNA. It is a transcript of the gene ankib1b, whose product is annotated as ankyrin repeat and IBR domain containing 1b. The transcript is spliced from 20 exons. The coding region runs from base 249 to 3614 and encodes 1121 amino acids. The record is from RefSeq and is a predicted model, not a curated record. NCBI's taxonomy places the organism in Eukaryota, Metazoa, Chordata, Actinopteri, Kurtiformes, Apogonidae. Gene Ontology annotation, molecular function: protein binding; zinc ion binding; ubiquitin-protein transferase activity. Gene Ontology annotation, biological process: protein ubiquitination.